AAUUGAAAACAAUCAAAAAAUGGGCAAAGUUCCAGAAGAAGUCAGAAGCUAUUUGAUGGAAGCUCAUUCCUUGGCGGGACAGUGGUCUCUGCCAAAUGAUCGAGGUGAUCACACGAAUUCUGAAGCUUAUGAUGUAAAUUCCGUAGCAAUUAUUGGCGGUGGAACUAUGGGAAAGGCAAUGGCAAUCUGCUUUGGUUUAGCUGGAAUUGAAACUUUUUUGGUAGUACGAAAUGAGCAGAGAUGCAAGCAAGAGUUGGAAGUUAUGUAUGCUCGGGAAAAAUCAUUCAAGAGAUUAAACGACAAAAGAAUCGAAAAAAUCAAUGCAAAUCUGAAAAUAACAUCAGAUUUCCAUAAGCUUUCAAAUUGCGAUCUUAUUGUUGAAUCAGUAAUUGAAGAUAUGAAAUUGAAAAAGGAACUAUUCGCCAACCUCGAGAACAUCUGCAAAUCAACUUGCAUUUUUGGAACAAAUACUUCAAGCUUGGAUUUGAAUGAGAUUUCAUCAGUUCUCCGCGACCCAAGCAAUCUUGUUGGAAUUCAUUUCUUCAAUCCUGCCAAUGUGAUUCGAUUGGUUGAAAUAAUAUACGGAUCUCAUACUUCAUCACAGGCAAUUGCAACUGCUUUUCAAGCAUGUGAAUCAAUAAAAAAGCUUCCGGUUCUUGUUGGAAAUUGUAAAUCAUUUGUAUUCAACAGGCUUCUUCAUGUUUAUUUUGAUCAAAGUCAGAAGUUAAUGUAUGAAUAUGGAUACCUUCCACAUCAAAUUGAUAAAAUUAUCACGAAUUUUGGAUUUUUGAUGGGACCAAUGACUGUUGCCGAUAUGAAUGGAUUUGAUGUAAUGGAAAAGUUGAAAAAGGAAAAUGGACUUGAGCCGAAUCCGAUUGAAAAGGAAAUGUGGAGACUGAAAAGAUACGGACGGAAAACUAACAAAGGAUUUUACAAAUAUGACGAUAAAACCCAACGGAAAGAAAAUGACACUGAAAUGGAACAGAUUAUUCGUCGAGUUUCUCAAAAUGCCAAAUCUAACAUUCAAAUUAUAAAUGAUCAGGAUGUGAUUAAUUUUAUGUUGUAUCCUACUGUAAAUGAAGGUUACCGGUGUAUUGAAGAAGGUGUUAUCAGUAAUGAAAGUUUAAUUGAUAUCAUGUUUAUUCUCGGUUUUGGUUGGCCUAUUCAUAGUGGUGGACCGAUGAGAUUUGGUAAAACUGAAGGACUUGAUAAAAUUGCAAAUAUGCUUGUUCACUGGAGUUCCUUGGAGCCCAAGGAAAGUGCUUAUAUUGUUGCUGACGCUCUUAAAACUGCGAACAACAAACUGAUGUCAUCAAAACUAUGAACUAAUAAGAUUGAUGAAGUAAAAUUCACCGUUGAGAGGAUUGCUCACUCUAAGUUUGUCACACACAUUAACCGGUUUCAAACGUCUCUUUAUCUACAUUUCCAGUUUUUUUUUUAAAUUAACUUUUUGAGUAAAUAUUAUAUAAAUGUCAACUGGUAUUUAUAAGCUUGAGAUUUCGGUUUUCAUUCUGUAUUAUUUCAAAAAAAAAUGUCUGUCCCGUCUUUUAUAAUGGUUUUUUGAAACAGUUUUUGUUAAAUUGAAAAAAAUUGCACUUUCUAAAUUUCUACAUGUUUUGCUGAAUUUAAGAAUAAAAAAUGCUAUCAGGA
Messenger RNA from Caenorhabditis elegans, 1650 nucleotides. It is a transcript of the gene ech-9, whose product is annotated as Enoyl-CoA Hydratase. Bases 20 to 1324 code for a protein of 434 amino acids. NCBI's taxonomy places the organism in Eukaryota, Metazoa, Nematoda, Chromadorea, Rhabditida, Rhabditidae. The transcript has 8 exons. Gene Ontology annotation, biological process: fatty acid metabolic process. Gene Ontology annotation, molecular function: oxidoreductase activity, acting on the CH-OH group of donors, NAD or NADP as acceptor; NAD+ binding; oxidoreductase activity. The record is from RefSeq and is marked reviewed.